UCAGAGUGUAGGAUGUAACCACACGUCAGAUCUGUGCGAGGCAAUCAGCAUCACAACUGCAUGCCACAUCAGUCACACAACGGCAGCAGGAGUUCAACCAUGUUCAUCAUCCUUCAAUCAAAAGGUCCCAACACAGCAGGUGGGUGGACCGCUGGAGCUGAAUGGAACCAAUCUCUCAAUCUCAGAUGAACAUUGUGUCAGUGUUGAGAAACACAGCUGGGAAGCGCAGAGAAGACCCAGCCCUCCAAUGAGAAGCCUCACUAUGGCUCAUCAUCAGCAGACCAAGACCUCCACACAUAAUCGAGGCCUAUCUCAUGGCUACUUUAGCAGGGAAUGGACUACCCCCGAAUAUGACAGGUUUGCCCAGAAUUUGGAACAUCUGCGCGACCAAGCCAGAAUAGCCUCUGUCUCGCACCCUGCAUUUCUUAACCAAGCGGGACACUCCAUGAAUGGUUUUGAGGGCACCAGUAACAUGGUUUAUAAUAGCACCGAACAUGAGACCGAUACCAUUCACACCCAUUCUGCAGACCACAUAUACUCAGAGCCGGGACUGGAGGAGGAUGAUGAGGAUCAUCUUUAUGCGUGCAUCAGGGAGCCAAAUACCUCGGAUUCCUCACUCCCAAAUUCCCAUCAGGGGACUCCUGAUAGGGCCUUUGAAACGGACAAGGAAGAUGAUAUGGAGCAUCCGUAUGAGUGUAUCAGGGGAACAAAUGUCACUGAUUCCCAGCCUCCUCCUCUCUCCCGCGCACAGGCUGAGGAAUCAAAGCCAGCGGAGCAUCCAUACCAGACAGCCCGCGAGCUGUUGCAGGCUGUCGGCCCAGCUGAGCCUGCCGUCGCCCAAUCAGGGCCGUCGCUGCGGGUCCCACCCACUCUGUCUGACAACAGAGAACCAGGUUUGACUGGCACGACUGCUGUGUACGCAGCCAUUAACUGGAGAAACAAGAGCCGAUACAGGACGGAGAUCACUCUCCCUUACAACUCAGACUCAGAUAUCUCGGAGGAGAGAGAGGAGGACGUGAGCUCAGAGCUUGCCCCUCCGAUCCCUGAGAAACACUUUAUUUCGUAAACUGCCUGCCCUGAACUUUUCUACUGAGCAUGUUAGGUAUAGUUUCUGAGACACUUGUCUAAACAAGGUUUGUUUAGGACCGUGUCAAUGGUGUUUGCUCAAAGAGCAGUUUUAACAUUCUUAUUCAUUAAACCAAAGCAUCUGUACAUUU
Sardina pilchardus (European sardine) is the source of this 1217-nucleotide messenger RNA. RefSeq lists its product as uncharacterized. Lineage: Eukaryota; Metazoa; Chordata; Actinopteri; Clupeiformes; Clupeidae. The coding region runs from base 248 to 1066 and encodes 272 amino acids. The record is from RefSeq and is a predicted model, not a curated record. The transcript is spliced from 5 exons.